AGCACAAUGAGCAAAUUAAAUAAGCAUCAAUCGUCAUCUGGCAGCUACGUGCUGAAGACUUGCCAGACUUGUUUUCAUGCCAAAAUCCGCUGUGAUAAGAGCCAGGAUUCCGAGCUUUGCGACCGGUGCUUGCGGCUUGGCAAGGAGUGCGUGUUUAAUCCAGCUCGCCGCCGCCCUAAAGUCAGCCGACAGAGACCAAACGAAACAUUAGAAGUAAGAACGAGAUCCAGUAGAGUCUCUAAGUCGCCAGUGAAUUCGCAUGCCUCAUCUUCAGCCCCAACUCCUAAGCGGCUGGUUGAUGUCAUCAAUAGAGAUGCCUCACUUGACCCUUUCGAAAGAGGCAUUCUAUCCCUGGAAACUGCCAGCACACUCAUCGACUGGUUUAGGAGGAAGAUGACGCCAUAUUUUCCGUUUGUCGUGUUCUCCAAGGAUCUUUCUGUCGACCAGUUGAAUCGGGAAAGGCCAUGUGCCUGUUUGGCUGCUCUGGCAGCGGCUUCGCACUCGGAACUACAUACACAACAGGCACUAGGCAGUCUCUUCAAUCAAGUAAUAGCAGCAAGAAUGAUUGAAGGUAAUAUCGCCGAUAUAGAUCUGCUGCAAGGUCUCCUAAUCCACCUCGCUUGGGCACACUACCAGACCCGACCUAAGAGAUACACACAACAUUUGCACCUUGCUACUAGUAUUGUGUGCGAUUUACGGCUAGACAGACCUAGGAGGCCAGAAGUGUGGAGUGUUGACGGUAGCAAGGAUAAGAAUGAGCUAGACUGGAGCCCUGAGGAAAUGAGAGCAUUAGUUGGCGUGUACUAUCUCUCCUCCAGUUCUUCCCUGAUCCUCCAAAAAUCGCGCCACUUCUACUUUACGCCUUACAUCUCAAGGUGUUGCGAGUAUCUUGCCCAUCAGAAUCAACAUCCAACCGAUAAGCAUCUUGCUUGCAUUGUACACUUGCAAAAGCUUACCGAGAAAGUUGAAGAAAUCACGGGUAGGACCUGCAACAUCGGCGAUGGUGCACAAUUCGAGGCCGAAAUUCAGCAGAUUGCCCAAAAGUGUGCUGAAGUCAAGUCCACUUUACCCUUUUCUCUCAGCGAAAGUCCUCCUCUUUUCUUGCAAUUUCACAUGCUAGAACUUUUUCUUAGCCAGUCAUCACCACGAGGGACUCCAUUUGGGCUUGACAAGUUUCAGGACAACCAAAACCGAUCUGAACAUCAGGCUUCUCUAAUGAGCUGGCUGUCUGCUAGCAUAUCGGCGGCUCGCUCUCUGAUCAGCGUCGUACUCGUCCUUCCACAAGGCGAAGAGGGUGCAAUGUCAAACAUAGGUUGGAUAAUCAUCUAUUGUGGUCUAUCACUCGCGGUCCGACUUGAUCUGAUAGCUGCAAACCGUGGCAUCUCGGGAUUUACCCAGCAUCUACGCCAAUUUCUGGAUAUGCCCCAUACACUUCGGCAAGUUGUUCUUCGGCUAGAGGCAGCGGCUGAUUUGGACUCGGGUACUGUGGCUGGCGAUCAUGGGCCGUUCGAUGGCUUUGCCAAGCGAGUGAGUCGGCUUGAGGAGUGGUACUUUGCUCGUAUCGACCAACAGGUGGCUGAGCCAGCUACCACCACAACUUUACAAGUGACUGGACAAUUGCCAAUGUUCAUGGGCACUGACUCUAUUCCCGGUGGUGACUUGAUGAUAUCCCAGGACGCCUGGGCUGGAAGCUCCGAUUGGUACCAUGGUUCAGAACUAGACAUGGGCACAUUUCUCUUUACGGACCCUGUUGAUUUCUCAGGCAUGUUUGCGCUCUAAAACUAGGUACAGGGCGCAGGGUGGAUUUAGAUACGGGAUAAGAGAUGGACGCGACUUGCACGGCUCAUCAAACCAAGGGCCCACAGAAUUAGUACGGACACGGAGUAAGACACGGAAUAAGACGCGGAUGACACGG
This is a messenger RNA of Ilyonectria robusta, 1915 nucleotides long. RefSeq lists its product as uncharacterized. Gene Ontology annotation, cellular component: nucleus. Bases 7 to 1779 code for a protein of 590 amino acids. NCBI's taxonomy places the organism in Eukaryota, Fungi, Ascomycota, Sordariomycetes, Hypocreales, Nectriaceae. Gene Ontology annotation, biological process: regulation of DNA-templated transcription. The record is from RefSeq and is a predicted model, not a curated record. The transcript is spliced from 6 exons. Gene Ontology annotation, molecular function: zinc ion binding; DNA-binding transcription factor activity, RNA polymerase II-specific; transcription cis-regulatory region binding.